Messenger RNA from Geosmithia morbida, 183 nucleotides. RefSeq lists its product as uncharacterized. The record is from RefSeq and is a predicted model, not a curated record. The coding region runs from base 1 to 183 and encodes 60 amino acids. Lineage: Eukaryota; Fungi; Ascomycota; Sordariomycetes; Hypocreales; Bionectriaceae. The transcript is spliced from 2 exons.
AUGGUCUCAGCAUCAACAGGCCGUCAAGCCUCAGAGCCCAUCAGCAUAGAUCACGACGUUCGUGACCAUUCCGACGGCCCCGAGUUCUCGACUCCAGACAGCUCUAUUUCAGGAUGCUAUUUCAGUUUUCCCAACUUCGACAACUGGGGAAGCACCGUGCGGGAGGAAGACAAGGAGCCUUGA